UUCUCAAUAAUGUUAUUUGAAAUUAAUUCGGAAUUAGGAGUUGGGUAGUUAGUUGAAUAAGGCUCAAUUUCAACUGUCAGGCCAAGUUAUGGGCCUGGAGAUUUUAAUCAACCAUGGUGAUCCAGCCCAAUAAUUGAUACGGUAACCCCAAGUGCGGAAUGAGUUGAAAGCUUCAGUAGCGGGUCGUCCCAUGUUUUUGUAAUUCAGCCCAUAUGCGUGAGAUUUAGAAAGCCCAUCAAUUCAUUGGUCAUACCAUCCUUCCUCUCCCAGUUAGCCCCAUACCAAAGUACCCAACUAAGUUGGUGAUUCACCGUACAUCUUUUCCUUGCCAAUAGAGAUUCCCAGGGGAACCAAACGUCCGCUCGGUGGAGCUUCACAAAGGGCCAAUUCCAGAAUACCCGCUGAAUCGCGUAGGUGCCGUCGUGCCGAUCGGGAAUUUUCUGGACGGUGUCUUGUCAGACGGAGUUUCUUGGACGGCCAAGAAAAGUCUCGAGCCGCAGUCCUGCCGAACGGGAUCCGUGAACCUGAGCAGGAAGAAUGGCCGAAGGUCUGGACUGAGCAGCAAGAUCGAGUGGAGUGGUGUGUCAGGUGGUGAGAUGAUCCGCGGCUGGAUCUGUUGUAUUCCCUAACGACCACUCACACACGUUUGGGUACAGGAGGAUGGUGCCGAGCGGUGGCAAGGAGCAGCAGAGACAAGGCCGUACGGCAGGAUUGUAUGAAUUCCAAGACCGUAUGGGAGGCUCAACCUGUCCCCACUCAUUUGGGGGUGGAGACCGAGCGGCAAUCAAACGCUGUUGGCGUUGCACCCCGAGCAAAAAAUCUUAUCUGUUAGCGAUCCACGGGGUUCUCAGUUCGAAUGAUGUUCACCGAGCGGUGACGAUCGGCACCCCUCCUUAUCUUUCUUCUGGUAGUUACCGGUGGGGCUGUGGGGGCCGGGACUAUACAGCCACCUGUUCUGGAAAUGAGCGGGGAGCUGCAAUUUUGCCUCGCUCAUCUCAGUCGGUCGGCAGGAGCUCGUGCGGCAAUCUGACUUUCCGGAUUGGGCGACAUAGUGAUUAAGCUGAGCGGCCAGAUCGGUGUUGGUUGAUGGGAUCACCGGGGGUGGUUCCUUUGGUGCCUGUGUUCUCGUUCGCAGUUGGGUUGUUUGGGGAAGCAAUCAGUCGCCGAUAUCCCAUAGACUUCUCAUCUCCUUAUAACACUUCCCAUUUACUUUUAUAUAUGUUGAAGUUAAAUCCCGUAAAUCCGAAAGUCCAACACGAACUUUGGAUAUAUCAGGAAUGGUACAGAAUUAAAGUGUAUAACCAAAAUAUAAAAUAUGAACUUACUAAUACUCGAAAGCUCACUUGUAUUAAUUAACCAGUCUGAUUACAAGGAAAUUCUCGAUCGGUAGGUCGGAAACAAUGCUUUAAUACAAGAAAUAAG
This is a messenger RNA of Cuscuta europaea, 1422 nucleotides long. The record is from the annotation of a GenBank genome assembly. Lineage: Eukaryota; Viridiplantae; Streptophyta; Magnoliopsida; Solanales; Convolvulaceae.